AAGAGAAACAGAACACAAGCCAGGCUCUAUCUUUCUCAUCUAUCUUGCUCACUCAGACCUCACAGAAGACCCUUAGCUCUCCCACCCUCACACUCACUUUCAGUGUGAAAACACUUUUUUGCUUUGACAUAAUCUCACCAACUGAGUCUGACCAAAGAGGAUGGCUACAUCCAUGUGGCGAAUGAAUGGACUCUGCAGAAAGAUGACUGGACUUCUUGUGCUCUGCACUCUAUUGCUUAGCAGUGUAGUGAUUUGUCAAGACACAGCAAGUGAUUCACCAGUUACCGCUGCCACAACUGUCCCAAUGGGCAACACUACUCCUUCGCAUAGUGAAAGUGCACCUUCAGAUGUUGGUGAUGUACUCACGACCAGGAUCAUGACCACAAGCACAGAAAAAACUAUUAAUAGCAUCCCAGAAACCAAUGCUGGCACUGAAAAGAAAACCUUAGCUGCUGAAGGCCUAGGCAGGUCCAGCAGUGCUGAAACUCCAAAGUUGGAUGGUAGUGAAACCAAGUCAUCUUCAGAUUCUUCUGUAUUUGUGGGAAUACUUGUCACUGGUCUGCUUGUGGCCAUUGGAAUCACUACUGGUUACUUCUAUUUCCAACGCCGGUCUAACAGCAAGGGAAUGAAGCUGACAGAUAAGGCCUUUCCAGAAGAUCAGGAGAACCAGGGGGGCACUCUUGCUUCUGUGGCCCCUCUCAACCCACCUCCUGAGACCCAGGAGAAACCCAGUGUAAAUGGAGAGUCCCCUGAGGCAGCCAAGACUGAGCCUCCUCCUCCCACCAAUGGCCACUCCACCACCAAGACAGCAGACACUGAGCUGUGAAAUAGUCCAAAAGCAAUUGUAGGCCAGGAACUGCCCAUCUAUACACACAGACACACGUCUUAUGCAAACACACCUCCUUUUCCACUCCUGCCCAAUCACACAGAGACCACAGAAAAGUGGACUUUAGGGACCAUAGCAAUCCCUAACGUAAACAUUCCUGUUGUUAUAUGGUCCUCUCACCUGCUCUUUUAGCUAUGCGCCUCAACAAACAUCAGGAAAACUAGUCUGAUGAUUACAAUAAUGGCAGAGAUGAAUGAUGCCAAUGAUGACGAAGGCUCAGUUCCUGAGUUUUUGACGGCAGUCAGGAUGGAGAUGAAAAACAGAAGAUGGUCAGUUCUGGGUGUGAAGAGAAGUCAUGUUAGUAUUAAUCACUGCUUGCUACUAUGAUGACUGCAGCCUCUGGAGUCACAGCAAUGCGCUGUCCAAUUCAGUAGAGCCUCCGCAUGUCAUUUGGUUUAAUGCUCCAGGCAUACCUCCAACUGAAAACACAGCUAGAGCACAUAAAUAACAUGGUUCCUUACAUUAAUAUAAGCCAUAACAGACAGACAGGAAAUAGCUCACCUGGCCUUGAAAUCUGUUUACAAGAACACGUUGGACUCUUGUGUGUCUGAUUGAGUAGGUGGGUGAAUGUGUGUGCGUGUGUGUGUGUGUGCGUGCUAUGACAUUCUGCAUGAGUGUAUUAACAUGCAUCUGUACUGUGCAUUGACUGUAUAUAUCCAUACAUGUAUCUAAGCUUUCCUUGUUGAUUGUACUGUAUGUACAUAUGUGUGCUUCAUGAUAAGUGGGUACUUUUGAUCAGGCGUUUGAGUGAAUGAUAAAUCUGAAUGUGCAUGUGACAUCAGCCAUGAAAAAUGUACAAUUUUGUAAAAUGAGCUGACAAAGUGAUGGCUCACCAAGUUGUAGUCAGUCCCCAUGGGUGGAGCACAACCAGUACUGACCAUGGCAUUAAUUACAAAGCCAAAAGGCCUCUUUACUGACUGUUUAACUGACAAUCUCACAGAGACUUUAGACACAGAGCCUCCUUAUGUCAGCUAUGUCCUUCCAUUUGUCAGUAUUAUUCUCUGUCCAGUACUGUAUAUACUUGUGUUUAUUCUGUGUAUCUAUACUUGUAAUGCUCAUUCUAUGGGUCAAGAUUUUUAUUUCAAAGCUUAUGUUGUGUUUAGGUAUAUACCUUUCCCACCAUCAUGAUAUUUUAUCUGGGUCACAUAACAUACAUAAAUGAAUUUAGAAGCAGAGACUUACAGUCAUAGCCCCUGAAUCAAUUUCAGCAUCUAAUGACCCAAAUAUGAUUUUUUUUUUUUUUUUUCCAGUAAAAAUACAGGAAACACCAGUUUUCCUGGACAUGCCUGUCUAAACACAAAAUGGAACUGUAGUAAUUUUCUGAUAACAAAAACAAAAAAAUACUACUACUACUACUACUACUACUACUAAUAAUAAUAAUAAUAAAUCUGAUACACAACCGGGAUAUCUCACAUUAAUCUUUCUUUUGAUCCAUCUUGUAUUUUACCAUUACCACCAAUAUUCCAGUGUGACUGUUUAAUUUCACUAGCACCCUGUACUUAAAAUUGGAUUUAG
Molecule: messenger RNA, 2401 nt
Organism: Archocentrus centrarchus (flier cichlid)
Lineage: Eukaryota; Metazoa; Chordata; Actinopteri; Cichliformes; Cichlidae
Gene: cd34
Product: CD34 molecule
Exons: 5
Coding region: 161-826 (221 amino acids)
Biological process (GO): cell adhesion
Cellular component (GO): membrane
Source: RefSeq, a predicted model, not a curated record